This is a messenger RNA of Purpureocillium takamizusanense, 2033 nucleotides long. RefSeq lists its product as uncharacterized. Bases 1260 to 2033 code for a protein of 257 amino acids. The record is from RefSeq and is a predicted model, not a curated record. The transcript has a single exon. NCBI's taxonomy places the organism in Eukaryota, Fungi, Ascomycota, Sordariomycetes, Hypocreales, Ophiocordycipitaceae.
UAGGCGACGUAUUGACCGUCUUCAUCGCAACUGCCGCGGUCUCUGCAUAUCCAGUACGUGUCACAAUCAUUGCGGAUGUUCUCCGGGCAUUCAAUCGUGAACAUUCGUUUCCACACCGGCACCGUGUAGUUGAAAGCCCUUUGUGCCUGCCCGCCGAGGGAUCCGAGAAGCAGGCCGAGAAGAGCGGCGUGCUGGCUGAGGAGGAAAACGGAGAGACGCAUCUUCGGGACGUCUUGCUGUGUCUUCUUCUCUUCUUCUUGCUUUUUUCUUCCUUUGUCUCUGGUAUGGGGAAGGUGGUGAUAGGCUGUUGCUGGCAAUGGUUGGUCCUUAGGAAGAGCCGGAGCGGGGCCCAUCCUCUGAUUUAUAUAGCUCGUCAAGCGCAGAUGCCUCUACACUAUCUGCCUAGGAGUUUCCAAUCCCAUCCUUGCCAUCAUAUUUUCUGCGGUGGUCUUUUACGUCCAUGCUGGCCCCCCGCCUCCGUCCAGCAUGGCCCGUGUUGCUGACUGAAGCAGUCGUUAAGUAAUCGGUUGCCCAAAUGUUGGCCAAGCCCAGACGCAUUGCCGAUACUACAGACGAAAUCGCCGCGGUCUGAGCGCAUCGGCUAUCUAUACUACAUCGCAGACCGCAAGGCAUCAUGCCGUCUUGCGCCGCGUCCUGGGUCGUGCUCCGCGCGUUCGGCGGCAGUACCACCACGCAACGCCCGGCUUGCCGUAGGAAUCUGUGUCCUUGCACGACCAGCUGGAGGCGCCGGUGCCAGUUUCUGGGCCUUGGCCUGUUGGGCAAUUGUCACAACGCAAUGGGGUGCACGGCUGUAAGCUCGUGCUGAUUCACGGAACGAGGCCAGGCCGAGCGAAGCCGGCCCCCAAUGGCGGGAUGGCGGCUUGAUCCCACACCUCCGCUUCAAGGCGGCGAGGAUACACUCAUCAGGAUACGAGGCCCAUCUCAUGCGACAGCAUUCCCUCGGAUGGUGACAAGUGCGUAUGCUAAAAGGCAGUUGACAACGCAGCUUGCGCGGUCAGCGCCUACGCAGCGGUAUACUGGUCGUCAUAUAAUAGGCGUACAAAUGCCAAACCACGCGAGCAAUUUCAAGUAGACGAGCCCCAUCGUUCUCUCACGGGAUCAUUGUGGAGAGCAUCAACCCACGAGCAGGCACGAAACCUAAUGACCAACUUGUCCCCUGCGGUGCCGAGCCGCUGGUCUGUGGCUCGGGUCUCGUAUGUUCCAUAAACUACGACACGCACGCACGCUCAGCCACAAUCAUGCGCGCACAGUUGUUGGCAGCCAUCGCGGGCACCAUUUGUCGCUUCAUCCGCUGCGACGCCCCUUCAAGCAAGUCUUGGAGGGCGAAAGGCGAGCCAGACACGCCACAGAAAGCUCCCGAACUCAAGGCAGAGAUGGUGCAGCGUUGGCGGGCGGCAGCAGCAGCAGCAGCAGCAGAGACGCUCGUCGAAGACUGGCCCUUCGAUGAGCAGAUCUUCAAUGAAAACAUCAGCCGACACGCGUGGACGGCGCCCGUGACCACAGUUCAGGGCAUGUCGUUGCUGAGGCAGACGCUGUCACAGGCGCGACACAUGACGCAGCCGCCACCAGAGGAGCCCCCUUUAGAUACCACGGUGGCUCACAGUCCCUGGGAAGGAUCGCGGCCGCGGCCUGUCUUGUCGCUAUGGGACGUCGAUGACAGCGGGCGCCUGCAGCUCUCGCAACUCUCGUGGCUCGGGAAUGCGCAUGUCGAUGAUGGGCGAGGAGGGCCGCAGGAGCGCUCGGACUCGAGCCCGGCGGGGGCUGGGAACGGCAGAUGCAGCUGCAAGUCUGGUGGCGAGAGCAAAAUGUCUAUUCACAGUAUCACAGAGGCGGUGUCGGACGUGAAAGGUAUCGUCACCGAGGCGCGGCCAGCGCUCGUCUCGCUGUGCGCCAUCGUCGCGGCAGCAUGGGCGUGGUCGCGCGGGUCGGCAUGCGGGCUUCGGGGCUUGGCGCUGGUGGUUUUGCUCGUGACGAUGCAGACGCGAGGCCUGCGGGAGGGUUUCGGGGGUUAG